UCUAUCGGUCAUAAGGACUGUUCUGAUUUCUGGAUCUUCUUCUUCCCGAGAAAGUGGAGAAUCCGGCGGUAAAGCUAUCAAAAUGGACGUUUUGGCUGUAAUUGGAGUUUUGUUGCCAUUUCCAUACUAUUACGUGUUAUGGACACGGCCACAAUUGUGGGUGAACUUGUGCGGAAAAUGGUGCGAGCCUUCCAAAUUGAUGGCUCAGGUAUCGGUUUUCCUCAAGCUGCUUCAGAUCCUCUCCAUCCUCCAUGUCUCCUCCUUCUCGUGGCCGCCGCCUCUCUACUUCUGGCCUCUCAUGGCCUUCGGACAGUUCUUGAACUUCAGGGUCUACCAGUUACUCGGUGAAGCAGGUGUUUACUAUGGAGUACGAUUUGGGAAGAAUAUUCCGUGGGUAACAGAGUUUCCAUUUGGAUAUAUAAAAGAUCCUCAGUACGUGGGAAGCAUUUUGAGCCUUCUUGCUUGUCUUUCUUGGGUACCCUUGCAAUAUAUUCUGCUCUGGACAAUGGGAUACGUCUUUAUGAUGCAAGUUGAAUCCAAGGAAGAUCUCACAACUCGAGCAAAGCCUCAAAGUUAAAUUUGUGAGAGACUAAUCUUGGAACAGCCAAACAUUGGAUCAACACGUGGUCUGUGGAGGCUGCUUCAAGCAUCCGUUAAUAACAUCCCCAAAAUCAAACCUCUUGAAGUUUUGAAUGAAAUCCCGGGUUGAGUUAUAGAUGAUAUCCUCGUCUUUAUGAUUUUGCCAAUACUUUUGUAGAACUACUAGGAAUAAGAAUUUUCCACCGACUUUGUGGAUUCCUCUUCAUUAUGAUGCCAGUUCUUUUGGAAACUUGAAAUCUAGAAAAUUAGUCUACUUUCUUUGUGAUUUA
This is a messenger RNA of Cucurbita moschata (crookneck pumpkin), 869 nucleotides long. Its product is annotated as phosphatidyl-N-methylethanolamine N-methyltransferase. The record is from RefSeq and is a predicted model, not a curated record. Bases 83 to 577 code for a protein of 164 amino acids. Gene Ontology annotation, molecular function: S-adenosylmethionine-dependent methyltransferase activity. Lineage: Eukaryota; Viridiplantae; Streptophyta; Magnoliopsida; Cucurbitales; Cucurbitaceae. The transcript has 2 exons. Gene Ontology annotation, biological process: phosphatidylcholine biosynthetic process.